Trypanosoma grayi is the source of this 237-nucleotide messenger RNA. RefSeq lists its product as hypothetical. Bases 1 to 237 code for a protein of 78 amino acids. The transcript has a single exon. NCBI's taxonomy places the organism in Eukaryota, Euglenozoa, Kinetoplastea, Trypanosomatida, Trypanosomatidae. The record is from RefSeq and is a predicted model, not a curated record.
AUGCUCGCCGAAGAAGAAUCGCCGUUGAUCCUCCUGUAUGACCAUCAUAACAAUUUUGACAUCUCUAUCGCCGCCAUUGUGUACGUAAUACAGGGGAUUCUUGCGCCAGGUCACGCUGGUAGGGUUUCCGCCAGCUGUCUCGCCCUUCCACUCAUCGUCAAAGUACGUGGCAUCACCUUCCACUGGGGAAAUGUAGCAGAGCUGCAUGGAGUUGACGAUCUUCAGAAAGUUGCUUAG